ACCGACCCCGCCCACGAUAAAAACCGCAUCCUGCUGUUAAAGGGCCCCUUGCUAUGGGACGCCUUCAAUUGGAUCUUUGGACAUCAAGAGUUCAACAAAUGGCGCUAUACCAAAGAGAGCGGUGUCUUCUGGAUCAAGGGGGACCCCGGCAAAGGCAAGACAAUGCUACUCUGCGGCAUCAUCGAGGAUUUGGAUCAAAGUCCUCAAAAUGCCAACUUAAGCUAUUUCUUCUGUCAAGCUACGGAUUAUAGAAUCAACACCGCUUCUGCUGUGGUCGGCGGCUUAAUCAAAUCGUUGCUUAAGCGACAUCCGACACUCCUCUCGCGCAUUCGAGAGAAAUAUGCAGAUGAGGUCCAAGAUGAGCUGGAUGGAACCAACGCAUUAGUCAUUCUAUGCGAUAUCUUUGAGACCAUCACCAACGAUCCGGACUUGAAAGACAUCAUCUGUGUUGUUGAUGCACUUGAUGAAUGCAUAACGGACUGCAAAUAUCUUCUCGAUUUUAUCGUUAAAACAAGCGGUCAUGUCAAAUGGCUGCUUUCAAGCCGGAACGAAAAAGACAUAGAAAAGGGCCUCGAUCAAAUUCCACAAAGACUUGUGUUAGAACUGAAAGACAAUGCGGAGAAAAUAUCCACGUCCAUUGAAGCAUAUAUUCGCCACCAUAUUCAGGAAAUCAAAGCGUUGAAACAUGAUGAAGAACUUCAAGUAAAAACUCUUGAUAUUUUAAGCAGCAAGGCUCAGGGCACUUUCUUAUGGGUUGCACUCGUUGUUGAACAGCUACACGAUACAGACCGUUGGGAUAUCGAAAAUGUGCUGGAAGAAGUGCCGAAAGAUCUAGAGAGUUUUUAUGGUUUAAUAUUAGAUCGAACUGAGAGAUUGGGAGCGAGAGGCCAGGAAGUUUGCCGAGUCAUACUCUCAAUUAUCGCCACAGCCAAGAGGCCUCUACACCUUGAGGAGCUACUUAUUUUCACCAAUUCACAUUGGAAAAAUAGCAGCCACUUCAAAAAUACAUACCAACUACAAGAUAUACAAGACAUGACGAAAACUUGUGGAUCUAUUUUAUCUAUAAGAGAAGAUACUGUCUACUUUAUCCACCAGUCAGCCAAGGAUUAUGUCAUGGAGAAUGCAGCCCAGCGCAUUUUCCCUAUUUUACAUCAACAUUACAAAAUGUUUGAGGCUUCAUUAGAUGCCAUGUCAAAAAUCCUCGAAUACAACAUGUAUUGUUUAGAAGAUCCUGCAAUACAUAUAGACGAUGUGCCCCACAAGGACGUCGGCUCUGAUCCGGUUACUUCCAUACGAUACUGCUGCGUAUUCUGGGUUGAGCACCUAGUAUCGGGCUACCAAUUUGAAGGAUUCGAUUACCAGAAAUAUCUGAAAGACGAUAAAAAACUUCAUCUCUUUCUCAAGGAAAAAUUUCUUUGUUGGGUAGAAUCCUUGACCCUCAUGCGUAACUUUUCCCCACAGGCUCAGAUUGCUCUUCAGAAGCUCAAGGAUCUUAUUGACUGCUAUUGUUGCAGCGGAAAGAAUGAUGAGACUGUCCAAGCUGCACAAUUACAGAGAAAUAUUGAAACAUACGGCUUGAGACAUUUCGUCUAUGAUGCUUAUCGAUUUGUCCGAAAUAGUAUAGAGUCUGUAGCUCACUGGCCCCUGCAACUUUACUUUUCAGCCAUAAGUUUUGAACAGCACAACACUACUAUCCGAAAUGUUUUUGAACAGACUGUACGCAAAAGAUUCGGGCCCUCGCCUAUCCUCACAAUUGAAACGCAAAGUUAUAAUGACUGCAUCAAGAUUUGGAGCGGAGAUGAUGGCCAACUGGUCCAUAUUCUCAAUGAGGAAUCUGGGUUGUUUGAUAUAGACGAUUGCUUGCCUACUUUUUCGCCAGAUUCAAAACUAUUAGCUUGUUUUAAUUACUCGUCUAAAAUUCGAAUAUGGCGUUUGACUACUGGCAAGCCUAUUUUCUUAUUUAAAGGUACGGGCAGGAGGAAAAUUUCGUCAAUAGCCUUGUCGAACGAUCCAAAAUGUCUAAUUGCUGGUACCAGCAAUAGUGAGAUAUGCAUUUGGCGCAUUGACUCUGGCCAACUUAUCUACCGAUACGAU
Trichoderma atroviride IMI 206040 is the source of this 2094-nucleotide messenger RNA. RefSeq lists its product as uncharacterized. Gene Ontology annotation, molecular function: protein binding. NCBI's taxonomy places the organism in Eukaryota, Fungi, Ascomycota, Sordariomycetes, Hypocreales, Hypocreaceae. The record is from RefSeq and is a predicted model, not a curated record.